Molecule: messenger RNA, 4212 nt
Organism: Plasmodium gallinaceum
Lineage: Eukaryota; Apicomplexa; Aconoidasida; Haemosporida; Plasmodiidae
Product: conserved Plasmodium protein, unknown function
Exons: 1
Coding region: 1-4212 (1403 amino acids)
Source: RefSeq, a predicted model, not a curated record
AUGAAUAAAAAUAAAGUAUGUUUUUUUCAAAUUUUUACAUUUCUAAUAGUAUAUGUAAAAUGUGUAUAUAGUACUAACAUUCCUUUUUCUUCGAAUGAGAAAAAGGAACUAAAUUUAUUCAAAGACAUUUUAUUUGAUAAUAAAAAUGAUAUAGAACAUUAUUUUUUUCUAAAUGAAUUAGUAUUAAAAUUAAAAGAUGCAUUUAAUAUACCUAACUAUGACUUAGAUGCAAAUGAGACAAGUAUAGAAUCUUUUGAAAGUAUAUGCGAUUCUUUAAAGGAAUUAUAUAUUGAAAUAUUAAGAAACUUUGUAUAUAAUGAAAAUAAUGAUCAAAAAAAAGAUUUAACAAAAUACUCUAAUAUAUUAAAAAAAUUUCUUAAAAAAAUUUAUUACUUAUUAAGUGACAAGAAAAGAGAUGAUAUUAAUAUUGAUAAUGAUACUUUAAGAAUUUUAAUUAUUAGAUUUUUAUCUUCUAUGAAUAAUAUAAAAAAUAAUUCAUUAAAAGAUAAAAAUGUUUUAAAACUUAGUAAGGUUAUAGUAACAAAUUAUGCAUUAUAUAUUGCAAAUCAAAAUAAAGAUAUCAAAGAUGUUAAUGAAGAUACGAAUAAUGGUUCUGAAACUAUCCUCACAGAUAACAACUUAAAUGUCUACAAAAAAAAUAUUUUAAUUCAUUUUUCUCAUAACACAAAACUAAAAAUUUUUUUUUCAAAUAUUAAUACAUUGAGUGAUUUAACAAAAAUGUUUUAUAAGUUUUAUACACAUUUUACAAAUAAAAAAGUGAUAGAAAAAGAAGUAAAUUCUAUAAAAACAAUAUAUUUAAUAGAUGAAAUAUUGAAAAUUAUUAGAUAUAUUAACACUUAUAUAAAGGAUAAUGGUAUAGAAGGUAUUUUAAACUCAAACAAUUUUUGUAUCAAUAUUCAAAACUCUUUUAAAAAUAUAUGUGAAAUUAUGCCAGAAGAAUUGCAAAUUGGCGAAUCUAAAUAUAAUGUAAUAGAAAAAUUAACAAUAGGAUUUUUUGACAUUUUAAAAGAUAUAUAUAAAGAUAAUAAAUAUUAUAUAAAUUUAAUAAAUAAAGAAAAAACGAAUAUCAAAAGAUACAAAGAAAAUUAUAUGGAUGGAUUUGAAGAGAAUAAAAAAUUGAAAUUAAUAAAACAUAUAGAUUCAAAUGAAUUUAUUGCAGUCUUUAACUUAUCCAAUGAAAUGCUUUGUAUUGAUCAACAGCAUUUUACAAAUAUUAAAAAGUUGCAACACAUUCUAAUAAUGUGCCUAAAAUCAGAAAAAAAAAAACAUAUUUUAGAUAAUAUAGGAAUAGAAAAUAUAAAAUUUUUGUUAUUUGAGUAUUUUAAGAAAGAAAUAUAUAAUAAUUUAAAGCUUUUUUUUCAGUUCAUUAAAAAGAAUUUUGAUUAUCUUAAUAAAACAAUAUAUGUAGAAAAAAAAAGAUAUAAAUUAUCACCAAAAGAUUACAUUGAAAAUGAUAAAUUAUUAGAUUUACUAGAAAAAGUAAUGAAUUUUGAUAAAAGAAAUAAUGCUAUAUAUCUUGAAAAAUUAUAUCAAUUUAAAAAUAUAAUGGAAUGUUUUUAUGUAUCUAUAUCAAUGAAUUUAGAAAAUGAAAAAAAUCCAAUAGUUUUAUAUAUGAAAAUGAAUGAUAAUAACAAUUAUAUUAGCAUAAAAAUAGAUAAUAAUGUACUAGAAAACAAUGAUAAUAAUAAUGAAAAAAAAAAAUUCCUAUAUAGAGAUAAUAUGCAAGAUUUUCAAAAUUUAUUAAAUACAUCAGAAAUAAACAGCUCAUUUAUUCAGAUCCCACAAAUUUACAAAAUUCCAUUGUAUCAAUUUACUAAUAUAUGUGAUAAACGCAAAGAAAAAUCUCCAUCUGGUAAUUGGAUUCGCUAUUUUUCUGAAUAUAAUGAAACAUUGUGUCUUAUAUUGUCGAAUGAUAAAUCAACUGGAUUAUUUCCAGCUUUAGUAAGAUCAUUAAUAAUGAAUAAAAUAGAUAAAAAUAUAAUUUUAAACAAUAUUAUUUCAGAAUAUAAACAUUUCCUUCAAUGGUAUUUUACUAAUAUAAAAUCAAAAAAAGAAAAAUAUUUAAAUGUUGGCGAUUUAUCCAUUUUUUCUACUAUGUAUAAAUUUAAGUAUUUUCCUAAAUACUCCAGUAGUUUUUCCAGUAUACAUAUAGAAUCAAUUUUUCCAUCUUAUAUUAAAGAUGAAUUAGAAGAAUUCAAUUUUUUAAAAAAUGAACCUAAUGAUUUAGAUAGAAAAGGAAGAGAUAUAGAAAAAAGUAAAUCACAGAUACUUGAUGAUUUUUUUUCUGAUAAUCCAUCUGCUCCUCCUCCUUCUCCAUCUGAUUUUAACUCUUCAACUCCUUUUUUUAGAUACUCUAAACCAUCUGCCGUUCCUCUUUCUGCAUCUUUUAAUAAAUCAAAACCCAUUUCUAAAAGGUAUCUUAAUCCGAAUACUUCUCCUCUUCCACCAUCUGAUGAUUACCUUGAUUUUUUAACUCCACUUUCCUUUGAAUAUGAUAAUUCAUCUGAUUUUAUUCCUACCCCUUCUACAUCUACCGCUUCUACAUAUACCUCUUCUACUUUUACUGAUUCUAUUCCUUCCUUACCUACUGUUACAUCAACUUUUUUGUCUGAAGAUAUUUCAUCCAUUGCUCCAUAUAGUUCUUUUGAUUCUCCAUAUUUUUCUCAUUCUCCUAGAUCUCAAUUCAAAUUCAUUCGUCCAUAUGAUAUCCCUCCUUCCUCAAAUAAUUCUCUCUAUACAUCUAUACAUACUACUCCGACUAAUACUACUAUUUCUACUCCUAUUAAUACGAAUUCUCCUGAUUCUAUUUUGACUGAUACACCCAUUAGUACUAAUACACCUACUACUGAUACUAUUUUUUCAACUCCAUAUUAUCCUUCAGAUUCUAAUGUUACUAAUACUACUAAUUUGAAUGAAUCACAUUUUGAAAGAUAUAAAAAAAUACCGAAGCAUAGAUCUUCAAUAAGAGCUUAUAAAGUUGCAAGAAAAAGCAAAGAAAAAGCAAGAAAAUUAAAGGAUAUAGGAAAGACGCAAAAAAGAGAAAAAAAUUCACGUAAUACCCUUAAACCUAUAAAGUCUGCAAGUUUUGAAUCUAUGAUGAAUGAAUUUGCUGAUAAAUUUAAGAAAAUAGUUAGUACUAGUCAUAAGAAAAAAAAUGAACCUAUAGAAACUGAAAUAGAACCUUCAAAAGAUAUGGGAGAUAAUGAAAAUAUAGGAAAAACUAAAUUGAAAGUGGGAAAAAAUAAAGUUACGUUUAAAUUAGAUGAUUCAGAAAUAAAUAGUUCAAAAGAACCUGCAAGUAAUGAAGAAAAUAAAGAUAGUUUUCAAUUCCCAAAAGAGACCGUUUUAGCAGAUGUACAUUCAUAUGUAGAUGUAGAUCCAGGUUUUAAUUAUGAAGUACAUAUAUAUGAAAAUAUUGAUGGAAAAUAUGAAGAUAUUUUAAAAGAUGUAGAUAAAGAUGGAUUUAGAACAUACGAACAAUUGGUUAUAUCAGAAUUAUUAUUACCGGAAGGUAUUGAUAUAAAUGAGAUAUCUCCUUCAGAAAGAGAGAAAAUUCUUCAUGAAUCUGAAAGUAAUCAUAAAUCUAUAGUUGUAGGAAUCCAAUUAUGUAAUUUUCCGUAUCAAGUGGGAGACUUUAUAAAAUUAUACGAUAUGGAAGACAUGAUAAAACAUAUAACAAAAUUGCUUGAUGAAAGUAAUAAAAAUACAUAUUUUAUUUUAAAAAGUAAUUCUUACCUUAAAAACAUAAAAAGAGAUGAUGGAGUUAUUACAAAAAGUGUUAGAUGUAUUUCAAAAAAUAAUGCUAUAAGCGCAUAUUCUAUAUGGAAUAAUGAAUUUCACAUAUCUAAUUAUGGAAUGAUUUUAAAAACUCAAACAUUAGAGGAAAAGGCUUUAGCUUAUUAUAUUGAAAGAAUAUAUAUGGGAUCAAAUAGUUAUUUAUAUAAUGAUGACGUAAAAGCUUUACAAGAUAUGCUUAAAGUUGGCUUCAUUAUUUUUGAAGAUGGAGAACAUAUAUUAAAUGAAGGAUCUUCUAUUUAUGGCAAUUAUAAAAAUUUUCUAUUAUUAUAUUAUUUAAAUGAAUAUAAUAUUUUUUUAGCAAACCAUAUUGAAUUACAUGAUAAAAAGGAAAUUUGCCAUACUGGUUAUGAAGCUAAAGAUUUACCAGAUUCUUUAAAAAGUUUGAUGAGCUAA